UGCCUCGAAACUUUAGAAGGGUCACUAAAUCAACAACAACAAUCGGUUUCGCGCCAGACAGAAGUACUGCUGCAUCAAAAUGGCGUGGAGAAACCAAGGCAUCACAGGGUCUAACAACAUCCCCUUGGGUAAGCGCCGCUUUGGUGGCGACGAAGAAGACGGCGUCAAGAACGGGAGCGCAUCGCCCAAUGGGUCCUACAACGGCUCCUACAACGGCGGCUUUUCAAACGGCGACCGCGAUGUCAAGCGCGGCCGCAGUCCUGAACGCUCUGAGCACGAUGGACCGAGACGCCGCAAGAAGCGCAAUCGCUGGGGCGACGCGACCGAGAACAAAGCCGCCGGCUUGAUGGGUCUUCCCACCGCUAUUGUCGCCGACAUGACCAGCGAGCAGCUCGAGGCCUACACGCUUCAUCUGCGCAUCGAAGAGAUCACUCAGAAGCUCAAGAUCGACGAUGUCGUCCCCGCGGAUGGAGACAGAUCCCCUUCACCUCCUCCGCAGUACGACAACCACGGUCGCCGUGUCAACACUCGGGAAUACCGUUACCGAAAGCGCCUGGAGGACGAGCGGCACAAGCUGGUCGAAAAGGCCAUGAAGACGAUUCCUAACUACCACCCGCCUCAGGAUUAUCGCCGGCCGACCAAGACUCAAGAGAAGGUCUACGUGCCGGUCAACGACUAUCCAGAGAUUAACUUCAUUGGCUUACUUAUCGGACCCCGUGGAAACACACUCAAGAAAAUGGAAGCAGAAUCCGGUGCCAAGAUUGCCAUUCGUGGAAAGGGCUCCGUCAAAGAAGGCAAGGGGCGUUCUGAUGCUGCUCACUCCAGCAACCAGGAAGAGGACCUGCACUGCCUCAUCAUGGCCGACACGGAAGAGAAGGUCAACAAGGCGAAGAAGCUGAUUCACAAUGUCAUUGAGACGGCGGCGUCUAUCCCCGAGGGCCAGAACGAGCUCAAGCGUAACCAGUUGCGCGAGCUUGCUGCCCUGAACGGAACCCUCCGCGACGACGAGAACCAGGCAUGCCAAAACUGCGGACAGAUUGGGCACCGCAAGUACGACUGCCCCGAGAGACAGAACUUCACCGCCAACAUCAUCUGCCGUGUCUGUGGUAAUGCUGGCCACAUGGCUCGUGAUUGUCCUGAUAGGCAGCGGGGCGCUAGCUGGCGCAACGAUGGCCCGGCGGGUCGGCCUGUUGGUCGCAUCGGCGGUGGCGAUGCCGUGGAUCGCGAGUACGAGCAACUCAUGCAAGAACUUGGUGGCACGGGUGCUGCGCCUGCCCGCAUCGAAGCCGGCCCUGGAUCGAACGGUCCCCCUGGCGGGGGUGAUGCCCGGCCCUGGGCUCGGGGACCUACUGGUGGGCCCGCACCCUGGCGUGUCCGGAACAACGACCGCGACAGCGAGAGCGGUCCUUCAGGGGGCCCUGCUCCGUGGGCCCGUGACCGCGGCGAUCGGGACCGCGACCGAGACCGCGGCUACCGUGGUUCCGAUGGCCGCGACGGAGGUGACAACUAUUAUCCCGCCCAGAGCGCGUACGGUGCCGCCGCCCCGGCCGCGCCCCCGGGAGCUGCUCCUUGGCAUCAGCCCAUGGGUGCACCGGGCGCACCGGGCGCACCCGCCGCAUAUGGUGGAUACCCAGGUUACGGUGGUUACGGCGCGCCUGGUGCUCCUCCUGGAGUGGGCGGUGCACCUCCUGGCUUGCCCCCUCCGCCCCCGCCGCCUCCCGGUGCUGCUCCGCCGGGCCUUCCGGGCGGACUCAAUGCGCUCAUCCAGCAGUACGCCAACGCUGCUCCGCCUCCACCUCCUCCUCCUCCCUCGGGAGAUGCUCCGCCGCCGCCUCCCAUGGACCUGCCGCCUCCGCCGCCGCUUUAGGGUGGACACUGGUAGCGUAGCAACUUGCUGCAGUGUAUCCUGCGCCAGGUCGUGGAAGUGCUACUGACUGAUAGGAUGCUUUGAUUAACCUGUUCUCACUCACUUUUCCGUAGCGCAACUUUUCAUCUUCACUAAGUUGACAGGGUUGCUCUUGGUGGGAGUGGGAACUAACUGUACACGUAGCUCUUUUCUGUUGGGAAUUGUUGUUCUAUAAAGCUUUAGAUGUCGCGCGAGUUGAGAGCCUUGAGACACAUGCAUUGUGAUGGUGCCAACUGCUAGCGCCAGCAGCCCAAGGCUGUUGUGCCUUUGGUCGAGCCCGUU
This is a messenger RNA of Chaetomium strumarium, 2188 nucleotides long. RefSeq lists its product as uncharacterized. Bases 80 to 1867 code for a protein of 595 amino acids. NCBI's taxonomy places the organism in Eukaryota, Fungi, Ascomycota, Sordariomycetes, Sordariales, Chaetomiaceae. Gene Ontology annotation, biological process: regulation of mRNA splicing, via spliceosome. Gene Ontology annotation, cellular component: nucleus. The transcript has 6 exons. Gene Ontology annotation, molecular function: zinc ion binding; mRNA binding. The record is from RefSeq and is a predicted model, not a curated record.